Amyelois transitella is the source of this 3572-nucleotide messenger RNA. RefSeq names its product cyclin-dependent kinase 11B (gene Pitslre). The transcript is spliced from 12 exons. The record is from RefSeq and is a predicted model, not a curated record. Gene Ontology annotation, biological process: regulation of mitotic cell cycle; protein phosphorylation. The coding region runs from base 206 to 3016 and encodes 936 amino acids. Lineage: Eukaryota; Metazoa; Arthropoda; Insecta; Lepidoptera; Pyralidae. Gene Ontology annotation, molecular function: cyclin-dependent protein serine/threonine kinase activity; ATP binding. Gene Ontology annotation, cellular component: nucleus.
AAAUGCUCGUCUUUGUCAUGAAAGCACGACAAGAUGGCGUUUCCUUUUUGAGUGCGAACUGCGUAAGUUCGAGUGCUUGUAAAAAGUGAAUUAUUUCUUUAAAUUCUUUUAAAGGAAAAUUUUUUGUAAAAUUUGCCGUUACAACAGUUUUAAUAAGAUCUCGUAAAGUAGUAAGUAAAUAUACCGAAACACCCCGACGUGAAUCAUGAGUAAUUACGAAGAUGACCAAAGCGAAGAUGGAGAAUUAGCACGCAGUCCUGUACAAGAUGAGAUGGAUUUUAGUUUAUCAGAUGAGGACCGCGAUAAUGCAGAUUCACUUGUCAUCAAACCACCACAGGCUGUAGUUCAGUCUUCACAUCGCGACAAAAGAGGUCAUAAAAGAGCUGGGAAGGACAGAUAUAGAGAUACAUCUAGAAAAGAGAAGAAACAUCUUUACAGGGAACGAGAUAAGUCUGAAAAACCUAAAAGAGAUGUUAUUAAGAAUCCUGAACGAGAAGAAAUAUCCAAAGAUUAUUAUAGAGAUAAACAAUAUUAUAGAGACAAGGAGACAUACAGAGAGAAAGAGGUUUACAGAGAAAAGGAAGCAUAUAGAGAUAAAGAAACAUAUCGUGAUAAGGAGGUUUAUAAAGAAAUGUAUAGAGAGAAAGAGGCUUACAGGGAAAAAGAUAUGAGGGAGAAGGAAGUCUAUCGUGAAAGGGAUAAAGAAGUCUAUAAAGAUAAGGAAUAUAGGGAAAAAGAUGCUGCUUUCAGAGAAAAAGAAGCUGCAUAUCGGGAAAAAGAUGGUGCUUAUAGGGAAAAAGAUGCUGCUUAUAGAGAAAAAGAUGUUUCAUAUAGGGAGAAAGAAAAAGAACUUUCCUAUAGAGAAAGAGAACAUUAUAAAGAACGGGAAUUAUAUAGGGAUCCUGCUGCUUUCAGAGAUGCUAGAACUAGGGAGGCAUAUAGGGAAAAAGAAGUCUACAAAGAGAAAGAUUCCCAGAGAGACAGAGAAAUGUAUUUAGGUAGAGAACGACAAUAUAAAUAUACUGAUGAUAGAAAACGCAUGGACAGUGAUAGAAUAGAGUCUAGAUUAAGACUAUUAGCAGAAGAAGGGCAUACUAAUCACAAUAAUGAAAAAGAAAACAGGGAUAGAACAUCUGGUGAUAAAGAAUUAGAAGAUUUAAGAUCUAGAUUGCUUAGUAAAAGAAUUACAAUGCAAAACCAAGAAACCACUAAAAAGCAUUCAGAGCAUAAAGAACCUAGAUCAGAUCGUCAUUCUUCAUUGGAUAAACAUCAUCAGGAGAGAAGAAAAAGAUUAAUUGAAGCUGAUCGUGAAAUGGAAAAAAGAAAAUACGAAUCUCGUCAAGAAUUAGAAGCGAGACGGCAAGAGCACCGCCGCCGUGGGAAGAAACGCACAGUCUCUCCUGUAGACACUGCUAAUAAAAAGUCUAAGUCAGAAACGUCACCUACAUAUGGGGAUUCUGUAGUUACUGUUUCUGAUGCAAGCGAUGUAGAAAUGAAAAGUGAUUCUGCACCAUCUUCAGCUGAAGAUGGAGAACAUUCCAACAGUGAGACAGAUGAAAGUUCGAGUACAGCAUCUGAUUCUGAAGCUGAUUCCAAGUCUGAAGAUGAUGAUAAAGUGGAUGAGGAAAAAUCAAGUAAGAUUGAAGUAAAGGAGCAAAACAAUGACAAACCUAAAUUAAAACCUAAGUCUAAAUCACCCACACCAAAAUCGGAUCAAGCCAGCCCACUGUCACAGGAAUCUAACAGAUCACAUUCUCGAUCCAAGAGCAGAAGCAGAUCCCAUUCGUUUUCGCCACCGCCAACUGGUGAGAAUGGAAAGGUUGUUGAAGAAGAAAAAUCAAAUGAAGACAAAGAACAAGCCAAACUAAAAGAGGAAGCUAUUAAAGCCCUCCCACCGUAUUUCCCUGCAUUACAGGGAUGUCGAUCUGUUGAGGAAUUUCAAUGUCUCAAUAGAAUAGAAGAGGGCACCUAUGGAGUUGUUUACAGAGCUCGUGAUAAAACGACUGAGGAAAUAGUCGCUCUAAAACGCCUUAAAAUGGAAAAAGAGAAGGAAGGCUUCCCAAUCACAUCCUUGAGGGAAAUUAACACAUUACUCAAGGGCCAGCAUCCUAACAUAGUGACCGUGAGGGAGAUCGUUGUCGGCUACAAUAUGGACAAAAUAUUUAUAGUAAUGGACUACGUAGAGCAUGACCUCAAAAGUCUUAUGGAAACAAUGAGGGCAAAAAAGCAAGUGUUUCUACCAGGGGAGGUUAAAUGUUUGAUGACACAACUGCUUAGUGCUGUACACCAUCUCCACGACAAUUGGAUAUUACAUAGAGAUCUUAAAACUAGCAAUUUACUUCUUUCUCACAAAGGGGUAUUGAAGGUUGGAGAUUUUGGUUUAGCCAGAGAAUAUGGUUCUCCUCUCCGACAGUAUACUCCGAUCGUUGUGACUCUGUGGUACCGCGCCCCGGAACUACUGCUUUGCUGCAAAGAAUAUUCGACACACAUCGACAUGUGGAGUGUAGGGUGUAUAUUUGGAGAGUUUGUGUCAAUGAACCCCUUAUUCCCGGGAAAAUCGGAAGUUGACGAAUUGAAUAGGAUAUUUAAGGAUCUUGGAACUCCUUCGGAAUCUUGCUGGCCUGGAUACAACGAAUUACCAGCAGUGCAAAAAAUGACUUUUGCAGAGCAUCCACCAGGGGGUCUACGACAGCGGAUUGGACAAGAUUUGCUGUCGGAGUCAGGGCUCGCUCUGUUGCAGAGUUUCCUCACAUACGAUCCUGCUAAGCGGAUAACUGCAGAUGCUGCUCUAGAACACCCAUACUUUAAGGAGCAUCCCGUCGCUAUUGACCCUGCCAUGUUCCCGACUUGGCCGGCCAAGUCUGAAGGCAAGCGGCACACCACGCACAGCCCGCGGCCGCCAGCAGGGGGCGCCGCGUACGCGCAGUACUCGCGCGGAGACUCCGACGAGGCCCUCGGCUUCCAGCUGCAGCAUCGCUCUGUCAAUGUCGCGCCGGGAUUCUCACUCAAAUUCUAGCAGUACCCGAGCGACGGAACACCAAGUACGCCCGCGAGCACAUGUUAUGGAAAGGAAAUUUUAAAAUAGAAUUUGAAUAAAUUGUUGUUGGAUUCAGUACAUCACUAAAUUUUGAGAAAUUCUGGUAUUCCUUGUAUAGUUAUUGUGAUUUUAAAAUGAACCACAUUCAGAUAUUACAAGAUAAAUAUGUACUUAUAAAAUAAAUAAUGAAAUAAGAUUCCUCAAAUAGAAAGACUGUAAAUAUGGAGCUCUAUUUUUUCAUUGUCAUUGUGUAACAAUAUUUAAAAAAGGUUUGUGGUUGUGUUUGUUUCGUAAUAUUGUUUGCUUACAACAAUACACAUUUUAUUUUUGAGGUUUUCUGUUGUGACUAGAUCAAUCUGGUUAUGAACACAAACUUAGAAUCAAUGAAAAUAAUACUGUAAAUAUAUAACUUAGGUCCCUUACCUUACCAUUUGUUUGUUUCGUUCUUUGUUAGAGAGGGACUUACAAAUGGUAAAUCGUAACAUUGAAAUGUAGUAAUUAUGGUACAAUAAUUAUAAUUAUAUUUUGACAAACA